CCACGUCAGAUGGUGAUUUUUCAUCACAAAAUAAAAAAAUAAAAAUUGGUAUUUGACCUAAAGCACGAGCUUUUAGCAAUCUGGGUUCAGAAAUCCAGUCGCUUCUUGUUCCUCGAGUUGUCAAUCGCUGGUAGGAAGGCUUUGUUUGCGAAAUGGGACUUGAAAGCCUCGAUGCCACUUUGUCCUCUGACCUCCUUUCUUUCCGCAGAGCUUUGAGCCAUUCUAUCUGCGGCAUAAACAAGCCUAAGUUCAUCACAGCUAUGCCUUUUUCAACUUCCAGAUUAAUUUCCAUUCGAUGCGGGGUUCGGUUCCGCCCUUGUAUUGAUAUACACAAGGGAAAAGUGAAACAGAUUGUUGGAUCAACUCUUCGGGACACAAAGCAAGAUGGGUCGGCUCUUGUGACAAAUUUUGAAUCCGAUAAGUCAGCUGCUGAGUUUGCAAAUCUGUACAGAGAAGAUGGACUUACAGGGGGUCAUGUAAUCAUGCUUGGAGCAGACCCUUUGAGCAAAGCUGCAGCCAUUGAAGCAUUGCAUGCCUAUCCUGGCGGAUUACAAGUUGGAGGUGGGAUCAAUUCUGACAACUGUUUGAGUUACAUAGCGGAAGGAGCCAGCCAUGUGAUUGUCACAUCAUAUGUAUUCAGCAAUGGCCAAAUGGACCUUGAGAGGCUUAAAGGUCUUGUUCGUGUCGUUGGAAAAGAGAGGCUUAUUUUGGAUCUUAGCUGCAGAAAGAAGGGAGGUAAAUAUGCAAUUGUCACUGAUAGAUGGCAGAAGUUUAGCGAUGUGUAUCUUGACGAGGAAGUACUGGAUUUUCUUGCCAACUAUGCUGACGAGUUUUUGGUCCAUGGUGUUGAUGUUGAAGGGAAAAAGUUGGGCAUUGACGAAGAGCUUGUGGCAUUGCUUGGAAAGCACUCACCGAUUCCUGUAACUUAUGCUGGAGGUGUCACUGUAAUGGCUGACUUGGAAAAGAUAAAAGUGGCGGGAAUGGGACGUGUGGAUGUUACCGUUGGCAGUGCUUUGGAUAUUUUUGGGGGUAACCUGGCAUAUAGAGAAGUGGUUGAUUGGCACGCCCAGCAAAGGAAGGCCUUGACGAUCUAGUUCUCAUUUUCUUGUAGCAUUGCCUGGUUAUUUACCAACUCCCCCUUGUCACCAGCCUGAUAAAAGAGUUACUGAUUGUAGCAUUAGUAGUUUGCUAAGAGUUCAAUAUCUUCUCGCUUAUUUGCCACAAGGUAGCAUCCAGAUUUUGUCUGGUACUUGAUUUUUCAGUUGGAAACGUUAAGAGAAAAUUGUGAGAAUUUGUCGUCUUUCCUUGUUGAUGCGUCUUGUUUUCUAAAAGAUCUUAAUGCUUUUGCAUCUGCUAAAGAAAGACUUGAAGGACUGACUAUAUUCCUUGCUA
Molecule: messenger RNA, 1392 nt
Organism: Ziziphus jujuba (common jujube)
Lineage: Eukaryota; Viridiplantae; Streptophyta; Magnoliopsida; Rosales; Rhamnaceae
Product: 1-(5-phosphoribosyl)-5-[(5-phosphoribosylamino)methylideneamino] imidazole-4-carboxamide isomerase, chloroplastic
Exons: 8
Coding region: 153-1094 (313 amino acids)
Biological process (GO): L-tryptophan biosynthetic process; L-histidine biosynthetic process
Cellular component (GO): cytoplasm
Molecular function (GO): 1-(5-phosphoribosyl)-5-[(5-phosphoribosylamino)methylideneamino]imidazole-4-carboxamide isomerase activity
Source: RefSeq, a predicted model, not a curated record